Messenger RNA from Hemibagrus wyckioides, 2945 nucleotides. Its product is annotated as C-C chemokine receptor type 5-like. Gene Ontology annotation, molecular function: chemokine receptor activity. The transcript has 2 exons. Bases 204 to 1277 code for a protein of 357 amino acids. NCBI's taxonomy places the organism in Eukaryota, Metazoa, Chordata, Actinopteri, Siluriformes, Bagridae. The record is from RefSeq and is a predicted model, not a curated record. Gene Ontology annotation, biological process: G protein-coupled receptor signaling pathway; chemotaxis; immune response. Gene Ontology annotation, cellular component: membrane.
GGACAAUGGAAAUAGUCCCAAAGCAGCUUGUUGUAUAUAUAGAGAGACAUUUAUGGAGAUUCUUGUUUUGUUUUGUCAAAUAUAUGCAGUUAAAAUAACUUUUCUGACAGCAGAAGAAAGCCCCACCCCAGGAAAUUGCAGCUCAGACUAAUAUCGGUGCUUCCACCAAAUGCUUUCAAAAGUCAGUCUGGGACUGAAGAGACAUGGCCACGACAGACAACGUCACAACUGGGGACUACACUUAUUACGACAGUGCAAAAGAAAGUGGCAGCUUCCAGGUCUGCAGCAACACCAAUGUAAGUUCCUUCAGCCAAGUCUUCCUCCCUACGCUCUACAGCAUCGUCUUUGUCACAGGAUUCAUUGGUAACGGCCUGGUGUUGUGUGUCCUGGUCAAAUACCACCAACGCUCAAAUGUGACAGAUGUGUGCCUCUUCAACCUGGCCCUUUCAGACCUCCUCUUCCUUAUCUCAUUGCCUUUCUGGGCUCACUAUGCUGCCAUCAAUCAGUGGAUCUUUGGGAACUUUAUGUGCCAUGCAGUGACGGCGCUUUACAUGUUGGGAUUCUAUGGAAGUAUCUUCUUUAUGAUCCUCAUGACCUUGGAUCGCUACGCUGUCAUUGUCCAUGCCCAUACUACCCUUGUCUCCAAGCACCGGUCUGUCAAAGCUAGCUUAGCGCUGGCUUUCUUUAUGUGGGCACUUAGCUUUGCAGCCUCACUGCCCAACAUCAUUUUCUCCCAAGCGAAGAAUGCAUCAGAGGGAUGGACAUGCAAAGAGGAAUAUCCAGAAGGGACAUCAUGGAAGCCAUUCUCUUACAUUGAGCUCAACAUCCUCGGCUUAAUUAUUCCUCUCUCAGUGAUGGUGUUCUGCUACUCACGCAUCAUACCCGUAUUAAUGACUAUAAAGUCUCAGAAGAAGCACAAAGCUGUGAAACUCAUCCUGGUUUUGGUCAGUGUUUUCUUCCUCUUCUGGAUGCCCUACAACAUCGUCACCUUCCUGAAGUUCCUGCGUCAAUUAGGCUACAUGACAAGUUGUGAGUGGGAACAGGACCUGAACAUGGCUGCACAGUGGGUGGAAACCAUAGCGUUCAGUCACUGCUGCCUCAACCCCAUCAUUUACGCCUUUGUGGGAGAGAAAUUCAGGACUUUGGUUAUCAGAAUACUAAAGCAAUGGUUUCCUGUUUGCUUUGGUCGCUGCACAACAAUCAUCAGCGACUUCUCGGAGAGGAGGAGCUCUAUGUCCUCACGCUCCUCAGUAGUUUCCACCACAAAGAUUGUGUAGCCAAAAGUUCGGACAGCAACAUUGUAAAAUUCACAGUUUCCCACAAUUAUACUUUACUUUUACAUUGAUUUCAAAAGAAUGUUUUUGGUUACACAUGAAAAUUAACAUUAUUAUUAUUACUGCACAUUCUUAUUCACAUGUAACCACAUUAUAUUCUCUAAUUUUGUUAUUAAGGCUUUAAUUGUUUUCAUUUUGCAUAUUUGUCAUACCAUUUGUCACUAUGUAUAGAGCCCACCUAUUUCAAAUCAUUUUUGAAUUAUGUUCCUAUAAGUUUGAUAUUUGAGCACAUGUACAUGAGCAAUGAAAAAAAUAGGUUUUCUUUGGUAUUCUAAUGAAUCAUUUCAAAAGCUGUGAAAACUCUCAAUUCUAGAAAUAAAUGUGUGAUGUCAUACUGUGACAAAAAAAAAAUUCCCCAACUCAUCUCAUAUAACAAAAUGAAGUAAGGUGUAGGCAAGAAAUUUAAAGAAAGCAACAUUUAUUUUGUUAUAAAUUUAGUUAUUUAAGUUAUAAAGUUUUGACUGUUAUUUUGAAAUAUCAUCAGUGAUUAAGUUAUUUUUACAAUAAUGGAGAAUAUUUCCUAAAAACUGAUGUUUGCUUCCUUGUGUGCCACAGUGGCCACUUGUCAUAUUUUUUUUAUUUUUUAUUUAUAGUUAUAUUAAAAUGUAAAUCAAAAGGAAUCUAAUGUAAUCUGUAUUAGUUGUCCAUUACAAAGACAUGAAGAUAUUCAUGUGAAUGAUUUUCACCUUUGUACAUUUUCAUUGAAUACAAAUUCUCAAUGAAUCAAAUACCAGGAAGUCACAGUCCUGCAGAGUCUCAUUGUCAUUCAAAUUUGGUUUGCAGUAGGGUGUGUCAGCUCAUCAAACUCUGCAGGUCAGUGAUCUCUAGAAAAUCCUCGCCUAGAUUAGCUUACUGACGAGUUAUUAUUUAUAGCCAUCAGUAGAGGGCGAUGCAGCAUGUUGCUGAAUUCUGUCAAUGAAAAAAAAAAGAGGAGGACGUUACACUUGCACAUAGUUGAGCAGCAGUUAACCUGACUGGACUCAGGAAGGCUACAAUAGCUCAAACCACCACUCAUUCCAAGUUGUGAGAGCACCUCAGGAUGCUGUUUUCAGCCAUCUCAAAAGAAAAAUAGGAGUUGCGUAGGUUUUGACAGUAGUAAACUAAGUCCUAAUUUUGUGUGCAUUUCUAAUAGGAACUACGAAUUAAUCUUAGUAGCCCUGUUCUAUUUAUACUAUGUUUUCAUGUUCUUAAUGACCAUAUUGGGCAAAAGUGACCCACAUGCAUGUAAACUAUAUGACUGUUUGUGGACACCUGACCAUCACAACCACGUGUGUUUGUUGAACAUCCCCCUUUGUAAUUAUAAAAGCCUCCACUCUUCUGGGAAGCCUUUCCACUAGAUUGUAGAGCUCAGCUGUGAGGAUUUCUGAUCAUUCAGCCACAAGAGCAUGUUGGGAUAUUGAGGAGGUCUGGACACUAAACAAUCAUGGAGCCUGAUUUAUGCACAGGGACACUGUGUUGUUGUUGUUGUUACACUUUCCCAUACCUGGAACCUGUUCCAGCAUGACAAAGACUUUCUAUGCAAUCUUGCGUCCAACUUUGUGGCAACAGUUUGAAUGCAUGUGGAAACUGACCAUAAAGUUUGGCUACUAUAUGAAAUAAAAUUAAACUAUU